GGCCGAUGUUAGAAAUCAGGUGAUAUUUGCUGUUCGUCAAGAAUAUGUCGAGCUUGGAGACCAGCUCCUCUUGCUUCAACCAGGAGACGAAAUUGCCAUUAUUCCCCCCAUCAGUGGAGGAUAGUGCUUUUGAGCCAUCUAGGAAAGAUGUGGAUGAAGUUAAGGAGAAAUCUAAAGAUAUAAUAAAAUUCACUGAGGAGAAACUUUCAGUAGACGAAGUCUCAAAGUUGGUGAUUUCCCCACUCUGUGGUGCGGUAUCCGUGUUUGUAGGAACUACAAGAAAUAACUUUGAAGGGAAAAAAGUCAUCAGCUUAGAAUAUGAAGCGUAUCUACCUAUGGCGGAAAAUGAAGUCAGAAAGAUUUUUAGUGAAAUUAGGCAAAAAUGGCCAAUCAAACACAUAGCAGUAUUCCAUAGACUUGGCUUGGUCCCAGUGUCAGAAGCAAGCAUCAUCAUUGCUGUGUCCUCAGCCCACAGGGCUGCAUCCCUGGCUGCUGUGAAUUAUGCCAUUGAUUAUUUAAAAGCCAAGGUGCCCAUAUGGAAAAAGGCAAGAAAGAAUGGAUGUUAAGCUGACCGAAAGUGGAUGAGGUGGAGCCCAACGAGAUAAGGGAAAUGUAUGAAGAGUCAUCAUCAUCUUGGAAAAGAAACAAAGAGUGCUUUUGGGCAUCCAACGAUUAACCACAUAUUUUUAGAGUGCUCAGUCUUCAAUGUGGUGAACUUUCAUCAUUGAUCACUGAUGAUCGAUGAUCAUUUUUAUUUUUGUUCUGCACAAAUCAAGCUAAUUUACUGAAGUCUCUUUAAUAAAUGUUCAUAUGUAUCUCUUAUGUA
Nycticebus coucang (slow loris) is the source of this 826-nucleotide messenger RNA. It is a transcript of the gene MOCS2, whose product is annotated as molybdenum cofactor synthesis 2. Gene Ontology annotation, cellular component: cytosol. Lineage: Eukaryota; Metazoa; Chordata; Mammalia; Primates; Lorisidae. The coding region runs from base 45 to 566 and encodes 173 amino acids. The record is from RefSeq and is a predicted model, not a curated record. Gene Ontology annotation, biological process: Mo-molybdopterin cofactor biosynthetic process. The transcript is spliced from 6 exons. Gene Ontology annotation, molecular function: molybdopterin synthase activity.